Prosopis cineraria is the source of this 1406-nucleotide messenger RNA. Its product is annotated as plastid division protein PDV1. The coding region runs from base 96 to 890 and encodes 264 amino acids. Lineage: Eukaryota; Viridiplantae; Streptophyta; Magnoliopsida; Fabales; Fabaceae. The transcript is spliced from 2 exons. Gene Ontology annotation, biological process: chloroplast fission. The record is from RefSeq and is a predicted model, not a curated record.
CGUGACGUUGAGACCCAAAGAAAGAAAGCUUCUUGUGGCCUCCGUAACAAGUAACGCAUGGGAAGCGGCUAGCUAGGUCCAUAGCAAGUUAUGAAAUGAGGUGGGAAAUGGAGAUGGAGGAAAUCGAAGCGAUUCUGGAGAAAAUCUGGGACCUCCACGACAAGCUCAGCGACACAAUCCACUCGAUUUCCAGAACUCACUUCCUCAACUCCAUCAAAACCCUCCGCAAAUCCCCCAACCACAAAUCCUCCUCCGACGAUGGCCUUGGCUUUGUUUUUGUGAAGGACAUUCGGCUUGAGGCCGAUGACUCCCUGAUUCAGGAGGCCAAGAGUCUAAACGCCAUUAGGACCGCACUCGAGAACCUUGAAGACCAGCUUGAGGUCUACCAUACCAUUCAAACACAGCAGCGUGCUGAGAGAGAUGCUGCAAUUGCCCGACUAGAACAAAGCCGAAUUGUUCUUGCAAUGAGAUUGGCAGAACAUCAUGGUAAGAAGUACAAAGUCAUUGAAGAAGCUCUGGCUUUUGUUGGAGACGUGCAGGGCACAGGGCGCUCUCUUUUGCGGGAAAACCUUUGUGGUCCUGGUGAGAAUUUUGUGACUGACAAAGGAAAGAAAUCUAAUAUCUUUAUCAAUGUCUUCCUUUCAAGCGUCAAUUUUGUGAGAAAAACACUCAGAUUGGAUAGUAUGGGUGGAAUAGUGGGCAAUGCUGCUUUGGUCGCUGUUAGCAUGGUUGCCUUCCUACAUUUGCAUCACGUAGCAUAUCAGGAGCUUCCACAUAGGCAAGAAAAUAGUCUUUACAGCAACAGAACUGGGAGAAGAAAAUUUCAACCAGAGGGGUCUUCAUCUAAUUCCCAUUCCAGUAAUUUGGAUUUAUUGUUGGCCAGGGGUUAGGAUUAAAAAUAGUGCUCUCUUGCUCUCUGAUCUUAGUGAAUGGGUGGUUGAGUUUUCAGAUAUUGAAGCUUUCCCUUCUUAGCCUCCAUGAUUUUUCUGCCAUUUGAGGUUACAGCGGAGUGCUUGAGGCGAGUACAAGCAUCGUUAUGCUGCAUGGUUCUAAAGUUGAGCUGCUGACCCCCGAAGAUUUUUGUUUUUGUUUUUUUUUUUUAAAUUUCCUUAAUGCUUUUAUCUGUUUUCCGUUCGAUGGCCAACGUGUAUAUUCCUUCGUCCAGCUGAAUAGAGUGUAAUCUGUUGAGUGUUGAGUGCCUUCCUUUUUCUUGGUUUUUUAUUUUUGUUUUGUUUUUCUUUUUUGGGACAAGAGGAAAUGCCGGUGCGAAUCUUUAUUUGUUCGGCCGCAUUCCCCCGCUUAUCUUGUUUGCUUGGAAUACUUUCGUGUGAAGUAGAAGCUGUCGUAGUGUCAUGUUUGCUUUGAAAGAAGUUGUCUUUGCAAUAUUAUAACUGAAGUUCUUAGAA